Messenger RNA from Scomber scombrus (Atlantic mackerel), 1121 nucleotides. RefSeq names its product endonuclease V-like. NCBI's taxonomy places the organism in Eukaryota, Metazoa, Chordata, Actinopteri, Scombriformes, Scombridae. Gene Ontology annotation, molecular function: single-stranded RNA binding; RNA endonuclease activity producing 5'-phosphomonoesters, hydrolytic mechanism. Gene Ontology annotation, cellular component: cytoplasm; nucleolus. The transcript is spliced from 9 exons. The coding region runs from base 81 to 839 and encodes 252 amino acids. Gene Ontology annotation, biological process: DNA repair. The record is from RefSeq and is a predicted model, not a curated record.
AGCUCAACUAAUAUCUUCCAUGGUGUUCACGUUACUCCUGUUUGGAACCGGAACCCGUCCUUCCCGCCGGGCUGACACAGAUGUCUGCUUCUCCUGAAGAAGGUUUGGUCCAGCAGUGGACAAGUGAGCAGGCCCGUCUGAGACAGCAGCUGGUGGAGGAGGACACAGAGGAUUGGCAGAAGAGCCCGGGAUUCUCAGGCCUGGAGAGAGUGGGUGGAGUGGACCUCUCCUUCAUCAAAGGGGAUGAUGUCAAUGCCUGCGCCCAGCUCGUGGUACUCAGCUACCCUGACCUGGAGCUGCUGUAUGAGAACAGUCAGAUGGUGACCUUGACAGCCCCCUAUGUCGCCGGCUUUCUUGCCUUCAGAGAGACCCCCUUCCUCAUCGAGGCUCUGCAGCAGCUAGAGAGAGACAAGCCCGAACUUCUGCCCCAGGUGGUGUUUGUGGAUGGAAAUGGUAUCUUUCACUACAGAGAGUUCGGCCUGGCGUGUCACCUGGGAGUGCUGUCAGGACUGCCCUGUGUGGGUGUAGCCAAGAACCUGCUACAGGUGCAGGGUGUGUACAAGAGUGAAGAGCAUCAGUCACAGAUAGCUGCUCUGCAGAAAGGAGGAGACAGCUUCCCACUCACAGCCACCUCAGGCAAAGUGCUCGGAAAGGCGCUGCGCAGCUCUGACAAGAGCUCAAAGCCGGUGUAUGUGUCCGUCGGCCACAAGAUCAGUCUGGACGCAGCCGUACGCCUCACACACUCCUGCUGUCGCUACCGUGUCCCAGAGCCCAUCAGACAGGCCGACUGUCGCUCCAGAGAAUACCUUCGCAUACACUUCCCCUCUGCAGAUACAUGACUCAAAGAAUGAGGAAAUGGUGCAAUGAAGGAUCUCAGGGACUUUGAAGACCAACAACAGAAGACACCUAAGUGUGUUUUCUGAUCAGAAAGAAGAUGCUGUAGGUUUCUCGUGCUUUUAAAAGUGCAGGUGUAUCAGUCUGGGCGAAGAAGACACCAUCAGAUCAUCUUUUUAUGCACUCAGCCCAUAUUUAAACAGGAUAUGGGUCAGAUUGGAUCUUUUUAUAUACUGUCCUUAUUACAUUUUUGGGUCACUCAGCUUUUUACACUGUGAGUCUUUUAA